Molecule: messenger RNA, 393 nt
Organism: Parnassius apollo (apollo)
Lineage: Eukaryota; Metazoa; Arthropoda; Insecta; Lepidoptera; Papilionidae
Source: the annotation of a GenBank genome assembly
AUGGAGGUUUUAGAAAAUAAACAAUUAAACCAAGAUGUAAAUGGAGAGGAUUAUAUUCAUGCUGACAUUUUAAGUCAGGAGAAAAUAUAUUUCACAUUCGAUUUGCCAGAAACUAGUGAUGCAGAAUCAGUAAGCGGCAUUGUUAUACCGCAAAGAAAACUUUUUGCACAAAAAGAUAGUCAAACUGUGAAAAAUUUUGAACAAAUAAUGGACAAUAGAGAAAACCUGGCACAACUACAUCGGAGCAAAAUUAGCUAUGAUAAAACUAAUAAUGUUCAUAAAAAAGAUUCAUUUAACAGGGCUGCAAAGGAACGCAGUAAACCUGUAUUUCCUGCAAAAAAUUGCAAAUCAGGGCCAGGCACGAAAACUCAUUGGAAACUGAGCAGGCGCUAA